AUGGGUGUCCAGUCACUGCUUGCACUGGCCGUUGCGAUUGGCGUCACCUCGUAUCUCAAGCUCCAUGGCGCCUCAUACACUGCAAUUCUACUCGGCCUUCUAGCAUCUACAGUAGCCCAGCUAGCUAUAUCAUUGGCAUUCUCAAGUUUAAUCUACCGGUGGUCCAUAUCGCCAACGAAAAGUCUGCCCCAUCCUAGGGAUACUCCCUUUAUCUUGGGCAACUUGAUCCCAUUUCUGAGCGAGCCAUGGGGAUUUCCACUGAGUUCACAAGCCGUGACGGCGGUCAUGACCCAGCCGUAUUUGUUUCAUAAACCUGCUGCCGUUCGAGAUGGACUUGUUGAGAGCUUAGGGGUUGGCCUCGUUGCUGCUGAGGGCUCUGUCCAUAAACGACAAAAAAAACUCCUUACGCCUAUAUUUGGGAUGAGUCGUAACAGACGUCUUGUUCCUCAGAUGUGGACGAAAGCCCUUAUCCUAGCAGACAAGAUGCAAGAGCUUGUUACCAAAUUUGAUGGCAAUUCGGACAUACUUUUUAUGCAUCCCCUGACCAUGGCAGCGACUCUGGAUGUCAUUGGUGUAACCACUCUUGGUGUUGACUUCGACUCCGUGACACGGCCUGAUCAGCCCAUCUUAAAAGCAUAUCAGCGCGUCUUUCCAUCAUUUGAGAACCAAAGCGCGACCGAGAAAUUUUUCGGCGCGACUCUUCCCGCAAUAAUUUCACCGCAUCUGCUCUUCAAAUUGCCAUUGAAACCAAUCCAGGAGUUCCACCAGGGCAUGACCUUCUUACAAGAUUUCUGCUUAGCUCAAAUUAGGCAGAAAAAGCAAGAGAUUGAGGAUGAUAAAAAUGACAAUAUAGAUGUACGGGAGAAAGAUAUUCUCUCUGCUAUUAUUGCUUCUGGCCUUGAAGAUGAAAGCGAGAUUCUUAGCCACAUUUUGACAAUUCUCGCUGCCGGGCAUGAAUCUACAGCCAUAACGUUAGCGUGGGCCAUCUUCAAACUUGCGCAGCACCCCAUUGUCCAAGAUAAGCUGCGGGCCGAACUGCAAGCAGCAGCAAGAAACAUGAAAGGAAAAGAGAUGUCACUUGACGAGAUCAACUCUCUAACGUAUCUGCGAUGCUUCCUGAUGGAGGUCUUUAGACUUUAUCCAGCGUUUCCAGCAAUGAUGAGAGAAGCAGGCAACGGAACUCUGGUCGGCGAUCUCCAUAUCCCAAAGGGAAAACAAAUCAUGGUCAGUCCGUAUGCCGUCAAUCGAUCACAGGAGCUGUGGGGAGACGAUGCAGACGAGUUCAGAGUCGAACGCUGGGAGGAGUCUUAUAGUGGCGGAGCCAAGAGCUCUCAGGCCUUUUUGACAUUUUCCAGCGGCCCACGUAUCUGCAUUGGCAAAGACUUUGCCACACUGAGCCUAAAAGUAUUCUUGGCGGUUUUGGUGUCAAGGUUCCGAUUUGAAGAGGCGAUCCCCGGUUGGCACCCCAUCAUCCAAAAAGGAACGAGCCUUAAGCCUCAAGGGCUAAAGGUGAAAGUGACGCUGCUAUAA
Trichoderma breve is the source of this 1530-nucleotide messenger RNA. Its product is annotated as cytochrome p450 domain-containing protein. Bases 1 to 1530 code for a protein of 509 amino acids. NCBI's taxonomy places the organism in Eukaryota, Fungi, Ascomycota, Sordariomycetes, Hypocreales, Hypocreaceae. The record is from RefSeq and is a predicted model, not a curated record. The transcript is spliced from 5 exons. Gene Ontology annotation, molecular function: oxidoreductase activity, acting on paired donors, with incorporation or reduction of molecular oxygen; monooxygenase activity; heme binding.